This is a messenger RNA of Anthonomus grandis grandis, 1431 nucleotides long. RefSeq names its product serine/threonine-protein kinase 3-like. Gene Ontology annotation, cellular component: cytoplasm. Bases 1 to 1431 code for a protein of 476 amino acids. Gene Ontology annotation, biological process: intracellular signal transduction; protein phosphorylation; protein tetramerization. Lineage: Eukaryota; Metazoa; Arthropoda; Insecta; Coleoptera; Curculionidae. The transcript has a single exon. Gene Ontology annotation, molecular function: protein serine/threonine kinase activity; ATP binding. The record is from RefSeq and is a predicted model, not a curated record.
AUGUCUGCGAGUAACUUGAAAAUGCUCAGCGAGGAGAGCCUGACGCGACAACCGGAAGAAGUAUUCGAUAUAAUUUGCAAGCUGGGCGAGGGUGCCUACGGAAGCGUCUAUAAAGCCUUGCACAAGGAGUCCGACAGUGUCGUUGCCAUUAAGCAAGUCCCCCUGGACACCGACCUGCACGAAAUAAUAAAAGAAAUCUCGAUUAUGCAGCAGUGCGACAGCCCUUACGUAGUGCGGUACUACGGCAGCUAUUUUAAGAACACCGACCUCUGGAUCAUUAUGGAGUAUUGCGGCGCGGGUAGCGUUUCCGACAUAAUCAGGCUCAGGAAGAAAACUUUGACCGAGUGUGAGAUCGCCACCAUCCUCUCGGAUGCUUUGAAAGGACUCGAAUAUCUGCAUUCGAACAGGAAGAUCCAUAGGGACAUUAAGGCCGGUAAUAUCUUGUUAAACACCGAUGGACACGCGAAACUUGCCGACUUUGGGGUGGCUGGACAGCUCACCGAAACCAUAUCGAAGAGAAACACGGUUAUCGGUUCGCCCUUUUGGAUGGCCCCAGAGAUAAUCUUGGAGAUCGGAUACGAUUGCGUGGCGGAUAUUUGGAGUAUCGGUAUUACCGCACUGGAAAUGGCCGAGGGGAAGCCUCCUUACGCGGACAUCCACCCUAUGAGGGCCGUUUUUAUGAUCCCAACAAAACCGCCUCCAAGUUUCCGAGACCCCGACAGUUGGAGUGCCGAAUUCAUCGAUUUCGUCAGUCUCUGUUUGGUGAAGAACCCUUGCGACAGGGCCUCCGCCACCGACCUGCUGCAGCACGUUUUCCUACAAAAGUCCGGUGGGGUGCAGGCCUUGACCCAGAUGAUAUCUGAAGCGAACGAGAUCCGAAAGAAUCAGAGCUACAAUAAAAUGCCGAUGACGCAGCAUCAGAAUAACCAGCAGGAGGUUGACGAGGUGGGUGCCACCUUGGUGCCGAGUAAAACGACCAGUCAGAGUGCCACGAUGGUCACUCUGCAGUCGGAUUUGGGCACCAUGGUGGUGAUCAAUAGUGACGACGAGGACGGAGAGAGAACCAUGAAGUCCGAGGAGGCGAAGAAGUACAAGCCGUUUUUUUUGGAGCAUUUCGAUCAUACUGACGCUCAUAAGUCGUAUGUGGCAUCUCACAGUGGUUACGGUCAUUCGUCUGCGAGUGCUCUACCUCAGCAGAGUAGUGGGGUCGGUGUGGAGCCUCUGGAUGUUAAAUUGCAAAAAAUCAAACCUGUGAACAUGGAUUUUGGGUUCCUAAAGGAUUUAAGUUACGAAGAGCUGAAGGAGAGGUUCGAUCUGCUCGAUACGGCGAUGGAGAAGGAGAUCGAGGAGCUGCAAACUCAUUAUAUAUUGAAGAAGCAACCCGUGGAGAACAUGAUUCAUAAUAAACGAGAACGGAAUAGGAACUUUUAA